Molecule: messenger RNA, 162 nt
Organism: Aphanomyces invadans
Lineage: Eukaryota; Oomycota; Saprolegniomycetes; Saprolegniales; Verrucalvaceae
Exons: 2
Coding region: 1-162 (53 amino acids)
Source: RefSeq, a predicted model, not a curated record
AUGGCCUUGACGAGCUGCAACUUUCUUGGCACGAUCAGCGAAAGCGCCACUGAGUUGGCGAUUCUUUCCGACAACCAAGACUCUCCUGCGUACGUCGAAACAAACUGCAACUUUUUGCUCCCUUCGAACCGAAUUCCUGGAUCGCGUCGUGGAAGUGUAUGA